Meloidogyne enterolobii is the source of this 2304-nucleotide messenger RNA. Lineage: Eukaryota; Metazoa; Nematoda; Chromadorea; Rhabditida; Meloidogynidae. The record is from the annotation of a GenBank genome assembly.
AUGUACCGGUUUUAUUCUUACGGCUUUAAUGUACUUUUUUUUAUAUUUUUAGGUGUUGAAUCAGUUUCUGAUGUUCAUCAACAAUUAUUAAAUUUUGAUUCAAACGACGAACAUACACCGCCCUUAACUCAUCAUCCAAUACAACAACAACAAUUAUUUCAACAGCAACAUUUCCAUUCAUAUGACCAAGAAGUUCCCGAACAACAAAAUGUUUCUGACAAUUACGAAUAUCCCCAAGAAGAAUCAUCAAUAGAGGACGAGGAAGAAGAAGAAGAGGAGGGAGAAGACGAAGAAGAAGAAGAAAUUAGUCAAAAAGAAGUGGAACUUAUUAAUCUUGAGGAUUAUAUUGCUGGCGGCAUUAACCGUUCACCAGAAGAGAAUUUACCAAUAAACGGCGGUGGUCGGAGUAGAAGAGGAAGAAUUGCAGCUGAAGCAAUUAAUCAACGAGCACAAUUAUUACAUUCCGGAAUCUCAGAAGAUUCUGAUUACACUUCCGAAAUUUCCUUUCAACCCGGAGCGCAUCAACAACAACAACAUCAAGCAAACGCUUCUGCACAUCAAUACGAGUCUCACUUGCGUAGAACAACGAUUAAUCAACAACAGCAACCUUCAGCUUCUAAUAGACUUGUUCCCUCUGAUAAUUAUUUUCCUUCAACUUCGUCAAAUAUUCAAUGGGAUACUUCAGAAUACUCACAGCAACAACAACAACAAUAUGUCCCUGAAGGUUUACUUUAUACGCAACAACAACAACAGAGACAUAACCAACGAUUAUUUCAUCCAAAUUUAGUUGACAAUAGAAAUACCCCUCCAUCUCCAACACCUCAAUAUUUUGCAGAUGGGCAACAAUAUUAUGACGAAGAAGAACAACAAUCAUCUCAACAAUAUUAUGCCGAUAAUUUUGACGAUGACAACAGUCAAACUGAUUCAAAAACAUUUGACCAAAUUCAAAAUAUCGACGAAAACUUCUAUCAUGGGGGCAGCCAAAUUUCUUCUUCGCCCUUUGCUGUUUCUUCUUCGCAUAUUCCAAGGCUUCAAUCUUCUCAAUCUUGUAGUAGAAAGAAUAACAGAAAUGGGCGAAUUGGUGGUCAUCAAUUUAAAAAUGUGCAAGAAGUAUUUCCUUCCCCAUCAUUUACUUCUUCUGUGGGUGAUGGUGGAGGUGGAGGGAGUGGCCGUGCUGGCUUUACAGAUAGUCGAAGUAGUAAUUCAACAGUCCAACAAAUGAAUGAGAGUAGUAGGAGAAGCCGUGCAGGAAAUUAUUAUGAUUCUGAAUCUGAUGGAUUUACUUCAACUGGAACGGUAGUUCCAGUCAAUAUUCAUGAACUUCCAAAUUGGCGAACAACAAUAACUCAGCAACAUUCUCAGCAUCAACAAGGUUUUAAUGAAGACCAAGAAGAAUAUGUAGUUGAAGGAGAGGAAGAAGAAAUUGAGGAAGAAGUAGAUGGAGAAGGGGGAGAAAGAGGAAGAAGAAGGAGGAGGGAAAUUGAAAUAAAUGAAGAUUUUGGAAGAUUAAAUGAAGAAAAGAAAAUAAAUAAUGAAAGAAGAAAAAUACAACCAAGUGAACAAGAAUUGUUAGCAGAGAUUGAGGAGUAUAAAGCAAAGUUGGCAGCUGCCGGAAGACAUUAUGAUAGUCAACAAGCGGGCACAUUUAACUCAAAUGAAGAUGAAAAAGAGAAGAAAAAAGCAUUGGAAAAGCUAAAAGAAGACGAGAAAAAUAACAUUUCAAUGGUGCCUGGCACGUCUGCUAAUACUAGAACCUUUUCUUACUUUAAACAAAACAAAAAUGGAGAAGAAAAAGAAAAAUUAUUUGACCCAGAGGAGGAGGAGGAGCCACUUUCUUAUAAUAGUCGGCCAUCUGCGCGCUUAUUAGAAGAAAGAAAAGAAAAUAAUAAUAAUAACGGAGCACAACGUCAACAGCAUUUUUCUUCUGGAAUUGAAUUUGGGGAGUCAUCUGAAGCUGCGGUGGUAACUCAUGGAAUGGAUGAAGAUUAUGGGAUUGGUUAUGAGGAUCCUCUUCGUGGUCAAGGAGUCUAUUAUACUCGUUCAGGCCAAUUUCCCCCACACCACCAAGAAGAAAAUGAAAUUAAUCAGGAAUAUAGACAACAACAAGAAUAUAAUGAUUCUCAAAUAAAUUCUGCUGAUGUUUUGUCGAAACAACAAGCAAACAACACAAUACCUCCACGUAUUUCUUUGUCUUGUGAAAAUGAGCAGCGACCUACUAAAGAUUAUUUACAGCUUUGGAAAUGGGCUUAUAGAGAGGCUUGUAAACAAGCUGGAAUUACGGUGGCUAAAAUUAUUUUUUUUUAA